UGUGAAACUAGAGAACCACGAGGAGAAAACAGGUAAAAACAAGCCCGCUGUUUACCGUCCACAGACCACAGAAAGAAGUUUCAGCAACCUUGGCCGUCACUACUUAAGGGAAGUGAGAGCGUGAACUCAGCAGGCAGAUAUAGAGGGUAGAAGUGAAACCGUGGCCUUCGGUUCAGCAGCUACUGUGUCAGUCAGCCGUUAGAAAUGGAAAAGUUUAAGACGGUGCUGAACAUUGCUAGCAAACAGACCAAUUUCGGCUUUGGUUUGGUUGCCCUGACGACUGCUGGGGGGGAGCAGAUCUUUUCCUCUGUGGCGUUCAAGUGUCCGUGUAAUAAGCUGAAUUUCUUCUAUGGCAUGGUGUUCCUGCUGGUGCCAGCCUUGGCUCUGCUGCUGCUGGGUUACAUUCUGAGCAAGAAGACAUGGAAGCUGUUUACAGGUCUGUGGAACCACAAGGAAAGGCUGUGCAAAUGGAGACACCUGGUUGCCACCAGCUUGGCCUUCUUCCAGAUCAGUGUCACUGCAAUGGUGGCACCAUCCAGUUGGAUUGCUGUGGCUCUGCUCAACGGAAAGUACUACGAGUGUGCAAUGACCGGGACCAACUUAAGCGCUUUCAACCUGCAUGUGUGCAAAGACGUUGAUGCUGAGAUGGACUGUUUAAAGAUGUUCCACAGGAUUCCAUGUGAUGGAGGCAAUGAAGAGGUUCUGCAAACACUGAGAGCGCAGUCGCAGAUCCUGGGCUGGUUGGUCAUCGUCUCCAUCAUGUUGUCAAGCCUGCAGUUCAUCUGUGUGGCCCGCUGCUUCUCCCCCAUCAGUUACCUGCAGCUCAAGUUCUGGAGAGCCUAUGCUCAAGAGGAAAGUGAUCUGAUGGAUUCACACAUCGUCAAACACGCCACAGAGCUAGCUGAGAGGAACCUAAAGAGCUUUUUCAACCAAAUGCCACCUAAAGAAAUCCCCACACCCUCCAACAACGACUGGGAGAAGAUCUCUUCUCUUUAUAAGUUCAGCACCAGAGACCACUACUACAGCACGUUGCAUCGGUACGUGGAGACAAAAUCUGAUACUGAGUCUGGGAUGAUGAGGAUGAUGUCUAUUAGGUCUAAUGAGACAGGAGACAACCCGGCUGUCCUUGACUUUGUGGAUGGUGGAAUAGUGCCAAUCUGUUGAGGAUUUUUCAUCACUGAAGAGCAUCUCAGGAUUUUGGGCUGGACCAUUAUCAUCGUUUCUGCCGUUGUCGGCCUGGUGGGAACUUGCUUUAAAAACUGUCGUUCCAGAGUCAGCUACCUCCAGCUCACAUUUUGGAAGCGUUACAUGGAGAAAGAGAAUGAGCGCUUUGAUGCCCUUUCUGUAGAAUACGCAAACAAACUGGCAG
Molecule: messenger RNA, 1369 nt
Organism: Nothobranchius furzeri (turquoise killifish)
Lineage: Eukaryota; Metazoa; Chordata; Actinopteri; Cyprinodontiformes; Nothobranchiidae
Gene: calhm6
Product: calcium homeostasis modulator family member 6
Cellular component (GO): plasma membrane
Molecular function (GO): monoatomic cation channel activity
Source: RefSeq, a predicted model, not a curated record